UCCGAUAGGAAGCGGCCGGCACCCAUGCACGCGGUUCAUGUCGCUCUUCACUUUUGUCCAGGCUUCCUGUCCGGCGCAUCCUGUCCGUUGUUCCACGGCCGCUGGCGCUCUUUUCGUUUGUCUGUUGUUUUUGGUUGGGGUGAGGGAGGGAGGAAGCGGGCGGCGCAUGCGCAGUAUUGUGUCUGGCGGCAGCGCGCGCAGCGGCCUGUUGCUGAAACACGCCCGCCCGCGCACUCCAGUCGACAGAAGCCGCACGGACAAGACCGACACCUGAGCGCGGAAACAAUCGGUGACGCGUUAGAGAAACAGUCUUACCGCAGGGACAAUGCCGAGUGGACUGACGCCCAGAGAGGCUACUGGAAGGACGCUCUGAGAACAUCCCUCGCUGCAACUUCGGAGGAAGAAUUUUUUCGUGCUUCAUUCCCGGUUUUCAUCUGAAAUGGGACCGCGAAGGCGGCAGCUGACGGCCGCCCUCGUCCUGCUGAGCCACUGCCUGCUGAGCCACCUGUGCGGCGCCCAGCAGACAGAGUGCUCGCGGCUGGAAUACGGCCGCUGCAUCCACAUGGCGGACCCCUUGCUGCGGGACCCCGACUACGUGUUCCCGGACAACGUGCGCGACAUCGGCCGCGUCUGCAGCCUAUGGGGCCAGUUCGUGUCGUGCGUGCAGAGCUACACGCUCAAGUGCUUCUCGGAGAGCCGGCAGGUGGCCUUCGACAAGGGCGUGCAGGACACCAAGGAGUCCAUGCGGCAGAUGUGCCAGGUGUCGCAGUACCAGACAGAGUACCUGAGGCACGCGAGCUGCAUGAAGUCCAUGCUGACGAGGGACGAGCACUGCGGCAAGCACUACCAGCACCUCGUCAGGCAGGUGUACGGCGAGGUCACGCGCUCUGCCCUCUGCUGCUCGCACCACAUCUUCAGGGAGUGCAUGAUCUCCGAGGUGCGGUCCGGCUGCGACGGAGGCGCUGACGGCGGCCAGGCUAGUCGCUUCACGCGCCACACGCUCGACAAGGCGCUCAGCUUCCUGCGCGAGCAGUGCUACAGCUACGUGCCCAGCGGCGGCGAGUGCGCGGGGCUAGGCCUCGCCCCCACCGGCCGGGCCGAGGACGCGAGGGCGUCGACCCUCGGUGUGGACCGCUCCCCGGGCCCCCAGCCGGGACGAGGCGAGGACAGGCGCGCGACCGCGGGCUGGGGGGCGAACCCCCCGGCCGUGGACUGGGCGCCCACCCAGGCCGGCAGGGACGCCAGCACGGACCUCGACGGCGCCUGGACCUCCAGCAGUCGCGGUUUGCCCAGCCUGUCGGAAGGCACGGACGACUUCUCGCCGUGGUACCCGCGGCAGAGCGACACGGCGGCGGCGGGGUCCAGCCGCCACAGCCCUUCCUCCGUCAGCCACCCGGACGGGACGACCACUCCCCUGAGCCGGCCGUCCAGCUUCGGCCGCGGGAUGGCGUGGACGCCGCCGCCCUCCGGGUCCUGGGGGUCGGCGACGGGCGGAUCCUGGACCUCGCCGGGAGACCCCUGGAGGUCCUCCACUUCUUCGUCCGUCGAUCCCUGGAGGCCUUCCACUUCUUCGCCGGGCGAACCAUGGAGGUCCUCCACUUCUUCGCCGGGCGAACCAUGGAGGCCCUCCACUUCUUCGGCGGGAGACACCUGGAGGACAUCAACUUCUUCGCCUGGAGACACCUGGAGGACGUCCACCUCUUCGUCCGUCGACCCCUGGACGCCCUCCCAGGCCGAGACGUGGCGCGUGACGAGCGGCGGCCCUGGAGCGCGGCCCUACCCCUACUCCACGGAGACGUGGCUGCCCGGCGCCGGCAACAACGUGGACGAACCCAACCAGCAGGGCCUCACCGUGGGCUCCGCCCCUCGGGGGCUGUCCAGCUGGCUGCUGCUGGCCUCGGCCGUCGUGGCGGGAGCGCUGUGCUGAUGGCCUGCCGCGAUCCUUCAGUAGCACCGCAAGGCUGUCGGCGCGGUUGAAGCCCUCAUUUCCACCGACGAGAGAGCCACACCCCGAAGUUCCCCGAAGUUUACGUGAUUCCACAGUAUCUUUAAUGUAGCUAACCCUGACCGAAUCAACCGUCCACAAUGUUUUUUUAAAGUAUUCAUAACGUAGCUAACCUAGCCUAAUUGACCAUUAGCAUCCUUUUAUCAACACCGCCAUAUUUAUUUACAAUGAAAAAAAAAAACCGAAGAUGCACGAUCGGUCGUUUGGUUCUCUCGUCUGUGAAGAGAAGGCUUCCCGUAGGCACGCAGGCCGCAACUGAAUACAGCGCGGCUGGGAAAUGCCAACAUCAAAAAUUUAAGUUUUAAAUAAAAACUAAACCCAGAAAUUUCUUAAACAUAAUGAUUUAAUUUACAAACCUUAGGUCAUAAUUUUGAUGGAAUGCUGUAUUAACGGAAUAUUAUCCUAUGGAAUAUUUUUUUAAGUGUUGAAUUAUGUUGGUAGCAAUGAAAUAAGCAUGGCUGCCAUGAGCACAUGUGCAGGCGUGUGUAUUUUUUUUUCUGUUAUGAUUUUCAUCACUCAUACUUUGUGGCUAUGCAGUUUUUAAAAUUUGAAACAAAAAAUAAAGCAUUUUAACAUUGUGUUUUUUUUUUCCGUAUUGGAAAUGAGAUAAUCUGAAACAUUUAUGGUGAAUAUUCCCAGCAACGAAUGACCAAAAAAAAAAAAAAAAAGUAGCCAACAUUUUGUUCAGAAAAGAUAAACGACUUUUAGGUUGUUAGGUUGCCGAUAAAUAUCGCAUAGUUAGCUGAUUUACAAAGAUAUGAGCGUUGUUAUAGCAUUGAGUUGCGACUCUUUAGCUUUCCUUGCUUUGUGGCCACACGCGAGUUUCUCUGUUUAAUGGAAGGCCGCGCUUAACUAGAGAAUGACAACACAACAUAUGAGUUUCGUCGUGAUCAUUAAAAAUAUAUUUGGCUGAAGUUGACAUAUGGUAAUGAUAAACUGUCAUAAUUUCAAAUAUGAACCCCAAAUAUCACGCAUUUUCAGUUAAAAUUAUUUCCAUUAAUUCGUGUUUUAUAUAUCAGGAGCAUUGCAAAUACAACACGAAGGCCAAUUGCAGUUUUUGGACAGAUCUGUACUAAAACUGCAACACAUUCGUGGGAAUUCACUUGGAAAAUGUUAAAACUGCUUCAAAAUUAUUCAUGAAAUUUUGUAACCGUUCUUCAGUUCAAUCCGACUUGUUUGUCAUAGUUUCGCGUUAGGUGUGUUUAGCCCUUUCACGCAAACAUAUAAAACUUUUUUUUUUUUUUUAACAAAUUACAGCUUUUAUCAUAGAAAUUAUACAAUGGCACUAAUUCAUUCUUCAAAUUCAAUUUAUUUUACAAGGAUAUUUUCCCCGUAUUCUGCUCGCACAAGAACGAAAGCAUUAUGAGAUUUAUUUUCUCCGGCUAAUCUUAGCAAAAUUUCACAAUUGCUCUACUAAACGUUUGUCAUGCCUUAAAAAAAUUAAAACAAAAGCUGUUAAAACUUUUUAAUUAAACUUAAAUCAUAAAUUCUAUAUCAUUAAUACUUCAUUUCCCCGUGAGACAUGAACAAGAUUUCUAAAGACCCAAAUAAGAAAUAAGCUAACUGUGCAUUUAGCUGGAGUUACCAAAGGGUAGCGUAAUAGUUUGCCAUAGAUUCGUACUAAAAUGUACGAUUUUCAGUCACGCAUAAUAGGUUUACAACUGGCGGGCAAGUAG
Messenger RNA from Bacillus rossius redtenbacheri, 3681 nucleotides. Its product is annotated as mucin-5AC-like. Bases 440 to 1927 code for a protein of 495 amino acids. The record is from RefSeq and is a predicted model, not a curated record. Lineage: Eukaryota; Metazoa; Arthropoda; Insecta; Phasmatodea; Bacillidae. The transcript is spliced from 9 exons.